UGCACGUCACCAAAGACGCCGAGGGGCAAACUCUCUACUCCCAAUCCCAAUCUCUCGGCAAUACGACUCGUGAACGACUCCGGUUCUCCAGUUUCCAUUUUAAAGCCAACCCACGGAAUAGAUUCUCCAACAGAGGGAUUUGGUACGUGGGUUAUACUUGUGCAUUCUUACCUUGAUCGUCGAUUCAACUGUGAUACGGUCCGGGCUUGUAGCGCCAUGCCUACCAAAUCGGCGACCCCUCGGAAACAACCAAAGCAAUCCAAACUCAACUUCAAGCCUGCGCAAGCUACCAGCACGAUACAUAACGGGAAAAAGAACUCUACAAGCUCAAACGGAAACAUAUUGAAUUUCUUCAGCAAGGUGGAAGUUGAAGAACAGCUAUUCCUGUCGGAGUCCUCUACUGUAGUUCCUACACAGCCCAGGUCACCUACAUUCGUAAAGAAUGAAGAUAUAUAUGGCACCGAGAACUGCGCCCAGAAUUCCUCAUAUGAAGACAGCCAGAAACCUUUUAAGCGACGUAAAAUCAACCACGAUGAUGGGAAUACCCUGCAAGCCGCCGGUGUGGAAGUGUCUAUUAAAGGGGAAGAGGAGGCUAUAAAUGAAGAUGAAUUAGUACAAGUGCCUGUCCGACCAGAGCCAGCAAAACCGCGACGAGCGAGGGGUCCAUUCCUGGACGACUCGGAUAGCGAAGACGAUGUAGCCGAACGAACUCUAAAGAUCACUUUGCCAACACAUCCCUCCUCACCCACAGAGAAGCCGGGUGUUUCUGUGCCAUCAGCGCCGAAUCUACCCGUCGAUGAAAGUUGCCCUGACCCGGAUGAUGGAUCCAAUAUGCAGAGGUAUGAGUCUUGUGAUGGCCAAUUUGAGGAUCUUGAAGAUUUGGAAGGUCUCUUUGGUAACGACUACGACGACGAAUUCGCUAAUGAUGGAGAAGAGUAUCGUGAACGACGAUUCAUGGAAGAGCAGGCGAGACUCGAGGCUGAGGAACCAGGAGACUACAUGGCGCAGGCUUGCCCUAUUUGCAAUGCAACUUUAGACGGUAUCACACCAGACGAGGCGACUGUUCACGUCAAUGCUUGCCUUGAUGGCAAUCCACUUCCUACACCAGCUACAACCUCUUCUUCACCUUUAGGGGAUGGUAAAGUGGGCGCUCCCCAAAUGAGUAAACGUUUUGCCAAAGCUGCUGUUCCUCGACCGGGUCAGGUUAAUCCCAUCAACCUUGGAAGCAGCACGAACAAUCCAACGUCUGCUUUUAGCAAGCUAAUGUCCGGUCAUGCAGAAGACUCUGCCUGGGCUUCUGCCGCGGCAGCUGAACAUGCCUCCAGAGGCAAGCCGGCGUAUCAAAGAACAUGCCCAUUCUAUAAGAUAAUGCCGGGAUUUUUUAUAUGUGUGGAUGCCUUCCGAUAUGGUGCUGUUCAGGGAUGUAACGCCUAUUUCCUCAGCCAUUUUCACAGCGACCACUACAUAGGUUUGACGGCGAAUUGGACUCAUGGCCCUAUCUACUGUAGCAAAGUGACAGGCAGUCUUGUCAAAAACCAGCUGCGAACGGCUUCAAAAUACAUAAAGGAACUUAAAUUUGAGGAGACGAUAGAAGUGCCGGGAACAGGGGGUGUGACUGUCACUAUGGUGCCAGCAAAUCACUGCCCAGGAAGCUCUCUCUUUCUAUUUGAGAAAAAAAUAGGGAAGGGUUCAAAUCCAAGAAUUCAACGAAUACUACACUGUGGCGACUUUCGAGCCUGUCCGGCACAUGUUGCACAUCCCUUACUAAAGCCUGACCUUGUGGAUACAAUAUCAGGGAAACUCAAGCAGCAAAAAAUCGAUAUUUGUUAUUUAGACACCACGUACCUCAAUCCUCGGUACUCAUUUCCCCCACAAAACGAUGUCAUUGAAGCCUGUGCAGAAUUUUGCAAGGCAUUAUCAGGGGAUCCAAGUACAGCAGACGAGGCAUUCAAUGGGCUUAAACGUGAGAAGGGUAGCACAACAGUUAACUCAUUCUUUACUAAAGAGAAUGGUGAUGCAUUGUCAUUAACAAUUAAGUGCUCGGACUCUGAUAGCGAAACUCGAAGCGAUCUCAAGAACAGGCUUCUCGUAAUUUGCGGCACCUACUCGAUAGGAAAGGAACGUAUUUGCAAAGCGAUUGCGCAAGCGCUCAAUACCAAGAUCUUCGCCUCCCCAUCUAAGAUCAAGAUCUGUUCACAGCUGGGUGACCCAGAGCUUACAGCACUGAUGACCUCCAAUCCUUAUGAGGCGCAAGUUCAUAUGCAGAUGAUAAUGGAGAUUCGUGCCGAGACACUUCAGGACUACCUAGACUCAUAUAAGCCGCAUUUCACACGUAUCGUCGGAUUUCGACCGUCUGGGUGGAACUUCCGCUCCCCUACCGCUACUGCGAAGAACGUCCCUGUAAACACAUCUCCCGGCUCCGUCCCUACGACGUCUAUAUUGCAUAGUGAUGCGUGGAGGACGCGGUUUAGAAGCAGCGAUUUUGUUGCCCAGCGUGGAAGCACGCGCGAGGCCAUGUGCUUUGGCGUCCCAUAUUCCGAACAUUCAAGCUUUCGCGAGCUCGCCCUCUUCCUCAUGACUCUACGUAUCGAAAAGGUUGUCCCAACCGUGAAUAUAGGGAGUGAAGUUAGUAGGAAGCGUAUGAAGUCAUGGACCGAUCGCUGGCUGAGCGAGAGAAGAAAAGGAGGCAUCGUGAAAGUUCUCGAUGACGACGAGGAAAAUCUUAGUGAAAAGCGAAAACAGCUUAUAGAAAGCAAGAAUAAUAUGGAACACGGAAAGCCUAGGCUUUGGGACGGCAAGGAUGGGAAGGGAGGAGGUGUGUAUUGGUAACUACUAUUUCCCCAGGGCGACUAGUCUAUAUAUAUAGCGGGCGAUCAAUAGCAUUUGGAUGGGAUAAGUAAUAGCGCUGGGCCUGA
Messenger RNA from Xylaria bambusicola, 2915 nucleotides. Its product is annotated as DRMBL-domain-containing protein. The record is from RefSeq and is a predicted model, not a curated record. Bases 217 to 2829 code for a protein of 870 amino acids. The transcript has a single exon. Lineage: Eukaryota; Fungi; Ascomycota; Sordariomycetes; Xylariales; Xylariaceae. Gene Ontology annotation, molecular function: 5'-3' DNA exonuclease activity; damaged DNA binding. Gene Ontology annotation, biological process: double-strand break repair via nonhomologous end joining; protection from non-homologous end joining at telomere; interstrand cross-link repair.